UCGCCAUGGGUCUCACGCUGUCCUGCGACCGCCGCCCGGUCUUCUACUUCAUUGGUGACUCCAUCACCGAGCACGGCAGCGAUCCGGGCAAGUCCGGCUUCAUCACGAUCUUGCAGAACCACUACGUUCGCUCUGUUGACUGUGUUAACCGAGGGCUCUCGGGCUACAACACCAAGUGGGUGCUGGAGCAGGCUAUGCCAAUAUACUCCAAGGAGCUGCAGUCCGAGUACUCGGCGUCCUUCGUCACGAUCUUCCUGGGCGCCAACGACGCUGUACUUGAGCACGGACCCUCCAAAGCACAGUUUGUAUCGCUAAAGGACUACCGAGCUAAUCUCCAGAAGACCCUUCACAUCGUACGGCCGCUACUGGCCCCGCAUGGGCAGGUACUACUGAUCACUCCACCGUGUAUCAUUGACUCGCUGCACCACGGAGAUCGCUCCAACGCUUCCGCUGGGAAAUAUGCCAAAGUGUGCGUCGAAUUGGCCGCAGCCGAGAACGUCCAUGUGCUGGACUUGCACACGUACUUCAACACGACGUUCCCGGACGAAAACGUCCGUAAAGCCUACUUUGUGGACGGCCUGCAUUUCUCCGAGAAGGGCAACAAAGAAGUCGGCAAAUUACUGGGUGUGGCCAUCAACGGAAUGUUUGACAAGGAAGAUCUCGACAGAUUCAACAAGUGGCAACUACCAGAUUGGCACGACUUGGUGCCCCACCAGGAUGGCGCGCAGGAAUGCGAGGAAACGGCUUGACAUUACACAGAGAGAUGUUCCGCAAUGGCUAAAGCCCAGUGA
Messenger RNA from Phytophthora infestans T30-4, 791 nucleotides. RefSeq names its product isoamyl acetate-hydrolyzing esterase 1. The transcript has 2 exons. The coding region runs from base 6 to 749 and encodes 247 amino acids. The record is from RefSeq and is a predicted model, not a curated record. Lineage: Eukaryota; Oomycota; Peronosporomycetes; Peronosporales; Peronosporaceae.